Salvia miltiorrhiza (redroot sage) is the source of this 1745-nucleotide messenger RNA. Its product is annotated as transcription factor TCP13-like. The record is from RefSeq and is a predicted model, not a curated record. Gene Ontology annotation, molecular function: DNA-binding transcription factor activity; sequence-specific DNA binding. The transcript has 3 exons. Lineage: Eukaryota; Viridiplantae; Streptophyta; Magnoliopsida; Lamiales; Lamiaceae. Bases 87 to 1070 code for a protein of 327 amino acids. Gene Ontology annotation, cellular component: nucleus.
AUUGUAAUUGAGAAUUUGAUAAGAUUUUGAUUGUGCCCCAAAUACACGUGGCUGCGUCUCCGCCUUUCUUUCUUUCUUUGUUUGUGAUGGGGCUUGGUCGGCUCACCCAUGUAUCUACUUUUGUACUAAUUAACACUCCUCUUGCAUUGCAUAUAGUACUCUCAUACUCUAAGCUUUUCCAAUGUCAAUUCCAGUCUGCUUUUCUCCAAACUGUAAGAAAUCUCCUGUCUUCACAUCUACAUAAACAGGUAUAUAUAUACAUAUAUGAGAUCACAGCACACAAUCCGAAGAUGAUUCCAAAGGAGCAGGCGAAGCAAGAGAGCUCAUCAACAACAUGGUCGAGAUUGAAGGAUCCUCGGAUAGUCCGAGUGUCGCGAGCCAUGGGCGGCAAGGACCGCCACAGCAAGGUCUGCACGGUCCGAGGCUUGAGGGACCGGCGCGUGCGGCUCUCCGUCCCCACCGCCAUCCAGCUCUACGACCUCCAAGACAGAUUAGGCCUCAACCAGCCCAGCAAAGUCGUCGAUUGGCUGCUCGACGCCGCCAAGAACGAGAUCGAUGAGCUGCCCCCGCUGCAGAUCCCUCAAGGCAUCUGCUUCUCCCAAAUGCUCAAUCCCAACACUACUAACCAAAAACACCUGCUUUCUACUUCUACUUCUACACACAGAAGUGAAGAAGACGAAGAAGAAGAGGAAAAUCCUUCCUCAUUUGCAAGCCUCAUGAGCAGCAGCGCCUCCUAUGGGAGAUGGGAUCCUUCCAUUAGCCUCGGAUUGGCUGCUACUGCUCAUCAUCAACACGGAGAUUUCGUGUCUCACCAGCAUCAGCAUCAGCAUCAACAUCAGCACCAGCACCAGCACCAGCACCAGCACCAGCUGCUGGUGUAUCAAUCGGCGCAGCCUUAUUUCGUGCCUCAGAUCAAUGCAGCCUUCGACACCAAGCACCACCCGAGCUUCCACGGCUCAGACUUGUCGAGUUCUUCUCAUGUUAGACCCUUCGAUUUCAACACGACUGCGGAUCUUCUCACCUCGCAAAGCAGCGACGCGGACGACCAAAACAAGCCCAAUUUAGUGUGAUUUCAUGGCUUUCAUUCACGAUUUCUGAUUCCUAUAUCAGAUAUAUCUGGGAAUAUCAAAUAUCAAUUGGAGAAUUGUGGGGACAUGAGAUUGAAGUACACCUCGAGAGAAAUCCGUGAGCGCAAACGGCGACGGAAUUAGAGCUGGGACGAGGAAGAAUAGAGCCGACAAAGCCGGCUACGCAGGACCCCACGGCCGCGGCAGCCGGCUGUAGCUAAGGAGCAGUGGACCACGAGCACACCCGUGGCCGCGGGUGGUGACCGUGGCUAUGUCCGCCCGCGAUACAGAACGUUCUGGAUCAGCACCUACGGUUCGGGCCGCGGCCGCGGGCUUUCUCCCUUCCAGCCGCGUUCCCGGCCACGGUCACCACCGUGACUGUGGGAAAAAGGCGGGUUUCCUCCCAUUGGUGGGCCCAGACGUGAUUUUUAGACCUUAAACCCCUUUCCCCCCUCUUCCAACUACCAAAAUUGAAGAGCAUUGAAGAUGAGAGAAUGAAGAAAGCAACAUUGAAAUAUGAUUUGUCACUUUACUCUCUCUUUCAUUUAUGUAAUCUAGGUACGUUGAUGUUGAAUAUGUUAGGCUAAAAUUCCCCUUUAAUUUGGGGAUUAGGCUAUAUGGAUGAUGUAAUGAAUUGAUUAUGUUGCUCAAUAUAUGUCUUUGAUUAUUCCUUUGCCA